AUGCCCGAUGCCAUACCUCGUGCAGGUCCUCGACCAUGUAAUAUGGACCAGUCACAGCGUACCAAAAGAACCUCCAAUGCCUGUCAAAGAUGUCGAUCUCGAAAAGUCAAAUGCUCCGGCACACAACCUUGCGACAAAUGCAGCCAGCGCCGGCAGGAGUGUGUCUUUGAGGAGGACCGAAAGAUCACGGUCUCCGAGGAACUCUUCUUAUCUUUGCGGCGGAGGGUGGAAGAGCUCGAAGGCUCGUCGCCACAGCCGCCUAGAAAGCGGGCGCGUACAUUGGGGAAUAGCAGCCCUGAUGCGCUCAUACAACGACAACCAUCAGAGGGUGCCAAAGAAUCAAUAUUGGAACCUCCUGAUGGAAGCCGGUAUGAUGACCGGUUUGCUUCCAACCCAUUAGUCUCUCCAUCUACCUAUGUCAAGCAUACUGGUCGGAGACAACGAAUCUGGCUGUUCCUCGGUCCCACGUCGACUUGGUCAUUCAGUCGUCGUGUCCUCAGCAACAUCCAAACCCGCUUGAACCCAAACAACCCCAAGCCGAUCCCUUUAGCUGUGGACGGUGACGCGUAUCAAAUCCACUGGCGUCGGGCCAGCUCGGAUGAAGCGCCCGAUAUAAGCGGACUGCCUUCGUUGGAACAUGCCCUGUAUAUCCACAACACGGUUCAGUUCCAUUUCGGCCAUCUGUACCAAAUGUUCGAUGAGAAGGAGUUCUUGCAACACCUCUAUGGCUUCUACGAAAAUGCCGCUGUCAAGGUCCAAGAAAAUCGAAUCUGGUACAUCCAGUUUUUGAUUGUGCUAGCCUUCGGGGACGCCUUCUUAGCCCCCGUACGAAAAUCGCACAAUACAGCAGGCUGGACCAAGUACUUCUCGCGAGCCAUGUCACUCCUCCCUGAUACUGGUGGGUUGUGGCACGAUCCGACUCUGGCCAUUGAGGUGCUUGCCCUAAUUGCAUUAUAUCUUCACUCGGUGGAUAUGAGAGACACUGCUUAUUGCUACAUCGGCCAUGCAAUGCGGAUGUGCCUGGUGGAAGGGUUCCACCGUGCUUUGCCAGUUGAGCAGCUAGGACAGAAGCUAGUGGACCGAUGUAGUAACAUCUGCCCGGAUGGAAAACUAGGCGGCCGUUUCCUUCGCAAAGUCCGGUCUGUUUUGCACGAAAUGACGGAUCUUUCACGAGAAUUAGAAAACGUGUUUGCACAUCGCUUCUCCAAUUCCGUGGAUGCCCUAUCGGGUGUCACAACACGAUUGACCUUAUCCUGUCAUCUGUGUAUCAUCGUUACUACUCGACCCCUUGUCCUGAGCCUCCUAUGGGAGCGACUCAGCUGUUUCGAAGAGGGCGAUGUUUUCCGCACCUUAUCAUCGCCUGUUCGAACCCUGCUGGAAGCAUGCACUGAUUCGGCAACCAAAUCGUUGCGGAUAUUGUGUGCAUUGCGUGACCAGAAUAUCCUCGAAACAUUCCUUCCCUUCGACCUGGAGAACCUAUUCUCCUCCUUCUUUGUACUAUCCCUAAUCUCUGCCAUACUCCCGGACACCCUCCCCGACCCCAACUACCGCGAAAUCGGAUUCAAUCUACUAGACGAUAUGAUCGCACGAGGGAAUCGGGUCGCACAACUCCGCAAGUCGGAAAUCGAGCUGUUAGAGGAGCUUGUGCAGCCAUUGAUUCGGUCUCAAGCACAGCCCCCACAGGGGGAGAAUCCAAGAUCGCAUCUUGUGGCUCCGGUUGGUGAAAACCGUGUAGCCGGGCUGGAGAAUGCUCUGCCUGCGUUAUAUGUCGGUAGCAGUACCCCUGCGUUACCUUCCAACGAGGAAGACUUACCUUUUGAUUGGCGAGAACUUGGUCUUUCGAUGGAUCAUAUGCUGUCCGUGACGGAUCAACUGGAUGCGAAUAAUUUGAUUCUCGAUGCAGAGAGAGAGGGACUUCAGACGGAUCUGUGGCUGUGGAGUGAUGCAUGA
Aspergillus tanneri is the source of this 1950-nucleotide messenger RNA. Its product is annotated as putative C6 transcription factor. The transcript has 9 exons. Gene Ontology annotation, biological process: regulation of DNA-templated transcription. The record is from RefSeq and is a predicted model, not a curated record. Bases 1 to 1950 code for a protein of 649 amino acids. Gene Ontology annotation, molecular function: DNA-binding transcription factor activity, RNA polymerase II-specific; zinc ion binding. NCBI's taxonomy places the organism in Eukaryota, Fungi, Ascomycota, Eurotiomycetes, Eurotiales, Aspergillaceae.